CCUCUCACCUCUCCCUCCUGGCUUUUGCAGAUCCACGCGUCUGCCUAACAACCCCUCACGAGCUUAUGGGCAGCCUCUGACUGGGCGAUGCCAAUGACACAUUCCCGCACAGGCCAUGAACCAUGGGCUUAAAUCCCGUGGGCUGGUGGCGGCGAGACCUGCUCUCGCCUCCGCUGCCCCCAUGAUGAGCCAGCAUGCCGCCGUGCAGAACCAGCAGCAUCAGCAGCAUCAGCAGCUUUCUGCUUUCACAGCCGCUCCGAGACUCACAUCCCACGCAAUGGCCGUCAAGGGCCCGCACCCGCCCGGCUGGAGGCUGUGGCACUCGUCCAACGGCAUCAAGUUUGGCCUCUUGCAGUCGCAACAGUGCCCUCAUAUGCUGGAACACAGCCUGGCCACCCACCGCGCUCUGCACACCAUAAGCAGCGGGACGUCUUGGGAGGUCGAAUCUGUGGAAUCUGGGCUGCUUCAGGCAGUGAACGAGGAGGACCCAGUCCCGAGCGACCAGGCCCAGUCGGCAUCAGACGAUCCCCUCGUCGAGGGGUAUGAGGCGGCCGAGGAGGACUUUGCAGAGGACGAGGAGCCGCCAGCCACGACGUUGGAAUACAAGUUCCCCCCAGAGGCCUUCCGCGAGGCAAAGAGGGCCGCCACGGAGAGCCGGGAGUCCUACUGGUCGUACACCUUCUACCGCGGCCCCGGCGGCAAGAAGGUCAAGGUGCACUACUGCCGCAGCCGCGCCACGACGGAGCAGGUGUGCCAGUACUUCCUAGACGAGACGAUUCUCGGGUUCGACCUCGAGUGGGCGCUCGACGCCAACCGGUACUCGGGCCCGCGCAGGAACGUGUCGCUCAUCCAGCUCGCGAGCCCGAGCCGCAUCGCCCUCUUCCACGUGGCCCUGUUCCCGCCAAACGAGGACGUGACGGUGGUGGCCCCGACGCUGAGGCGCAUCAUGGAGGACCCGGCCAUCACAAAGUGCGGCGUCUCCAUCAAGGCCGACUGCACGCGCCUGCGCAACUUCCUCAAGAUCGACUCCCGGGGCGUCUUUGAGCUGAGCCACCUGUUCAGGCUCGUCAAGUACUCCAGGACAGGCGAGACGAACCUGAUAAACAAGCGCCUCGUGUCGCUGGCGGAGCAGACCUUGACCACGCUCGGGCUCCCGCUGUACAAGGGCAUCGACGUCCGAUGGAGCCAGUGGUGGAAGUCUCCGCUGCAGAUGGACCAGAUACUCUACUCGGCCUCUGACGCCUACGCCGCGAUACAAAUUUAUGACGUCCUGGAGCAGCAGCGCCAGAAUCUCCACCCAACGCCACCGCGGCCAUACCACGUUGAGCAUGACCUCCCAAUCAGGCUGGCCGAACCUGAUCUCAGCACAGACCCCGACGAGGCGAACGAGGAACUCGUGGGGGAGGGGGAGGAGGAGGAGGCUGUGGUUGAUGAGGACGAGCACGUAGUCGAGGAGGAGCAGGAGGAGGAGGAGGAGGAGGAGGAAGACGAGUUUUUGGUGGCUGAGGAUGAACUCGCGGUCGAGGAAGAGCUCGAAGAAGCCAGAGUCGAGGAGGAAGAGCUGGUUGAAGAGGAGGACUCUGCAGUCGAGCAGGAGGUGGCUGAAGAAUACGAACUUGCGGCCGAGCAAGUCGGCGAUGGGCUGGCGGAACCAUUCGCAGAGGAGGCGGCAGGGUUCCUAGAGGAGUCGUCUGCGGGAUGGGAAGACGCUGGCCUGGAGGCUGCUCAGCAGUUAUCGGCACCAGAAUUCGAGGCUGUCAGCCACGACACAAAGCCCACGCGCAAAACGAAAUCAACUAAAACAACCACGAAGCGGCAAAAGGAAGAAAGGCUCCAUGACGAAAGGCUCCUGGCGGCCGAGGAGUGGCUCGAGCAGUACCAGGACUCGCUGAACUCGUCGACCACGACAACCACCACGUCCUCGACCAUGACGGCGUCGACCAAGACGACGACCACCACCACCACCACGGUCACAACGACGAGGAGGCCGCGCGCCCCCAAGGCCGCGCUGCGCGCCUACCGCGUCUGGCUCGACAACCCGGACCUCGACCCGGCCGCCGUCGCGGCCCUGGUCCGCGACCCGCCCCUACAACCCGACGCCGUCCUCGGCUACAUCCUCGAGGCCGUCCGGGCCGAGAGGCUGCCCUACGACCGCGGCCGCCUGUGCGCCGAGGUCCUCGACCGCGCGCCCCCGUCGCUGCUGUCGAGGUACGCGCGCCUCGACAGGGAGGCGAGGGCCUGCGGCGGCGGCGGCGAGGCGGGUGAGGAGGAUGGCUAUGCUGCUGACGAGUAGUGGAGCAGCAGUCGUUUCCGCCAGCAGGUGGCCACCAUGGGUUGGGUGCACGGGGACCUGAGCAAAACAAUUACCGAUGUCGCUUCCGGUGUGAGGAGCGCGCUUUUUUUCUCUUCUUGUCGCAUGGUGCACAUGUCUAGCUAGAUAUAAAUCAUGUAGCGGUGCUGCUUUGCGGAUGGAUUUAUGAAUGCGACCAUGAUAUGGAUAAUGAAACUGUUUUCCGUUCGUCUCAUGAAGUCGCCUCGUCGGCUACAGCACACUGCCUGUGUGAUUGCUCGGUGGAAAAGGCUAGACCAGCAGUGUACUCCACAUCAAUAUGCAGCCUUCAAUGUCAUGAGAUGGAAGCAGCUAUUGUGCUCAUGAUCAG
Messenger RNA from Gaeumannomyces tritici R3-111a-1, 2660 nucleotides. RefSeq lists its product as hypothetical. The transcript is spliced from 2 exons. Lineage: Eukaryota; Fungi; Ascomycota; Sordariomycetes; Magnaporthales; Magnaporthaceae. The coding region runs from base 116 to 2293 and encodes 725 amino acids. Gene Ontology annotation, cellular component: nucleus; cytoplasm. Gene Ontology annotation, molecular function: nucleic acid binding; 3'-5' exonuclease activity. The record is from RefSeq and is a predicted model, not a curated record. Gene Ontology annotation, biological process: nucleobase-containing compound metabolic process.